AUGAAAAGCAUUAACCAGAAAUGCCCCCCAACUGAGUCCCGCACUGAUGAUGACAAUGGGAAUCUUUACCCAAGUUUUGAAACACCAAAUGCCAUAAAGGAUAAAAAAUUCACAUUGAAAUGCAAUGUUGGUUCUAGUUCAAGAUUUUGGUUUACUGGAAAUGGAACAAUUAUUGCUAAAUACUAUGGAAUAAAUAACGAAAAUUAUCCUAAAUAUUUUGGUAGCCGUCAAGAAACUAGUUGCCAAGAGAAAAUCUGCACAUUGAGUAUAACCAGCAUUAGUUUAGAUGAAGACAACAUGAGCAUUAUUUGCAGUACUGGUCUCCAUACAAGCAUGUUCAAUAUUACAGUAUUUGUUUUACCAAAAUCAGUCACAAUCAAGAGUAUUUCUAACACAGUUCCUGUGGAAAAUCAGAACAAAAGUUAUGAAUGCCUUAUUAAAGACACCAACCCUGAAUUUUCAGUCUUUUGGUUGAUUACUAAGAAUGAUGGAACUCAAAAAAAUGUUACAAAGUAUAUUUCAAACAAGUCAAGCAAAUCAGGAAAGCUGAGCACUUUAUCAUCAGAACUGACAUUAACCCUUAAUAAGUAUUUUAAGGAAUUACAGUGUGUUGCAUAUUUUCCGGGUAAAAGUGAAUUUGAUAACCAUUCAAAGGAACUCGAUUUGGAUAUAAAAUAUUCUCCAGAAGACAGUAUGAUACUAGAUGUUUCUGGAGGAAAAGUAUGUGUUGAUACUCCAACCAAAUUCCACUGCAGUUGGAAAGGUGGUAAUCCACCAGCAAGUGUAACCCUGAAGUAUGAAAAAUACUCAAAUACUAGUAAAGAAGAAGUUGAAAUUAAUGUAAUACCUUCCAAAUCUCAUCAAACAGUCAAGUGUCUGGGCAUUCAUAUUGCUGCAAAUGUGUCUCGUGAAAAGAAUUUAACUAUUCAUUAUCCACCUGAUAUGGUAGAAAUCAAGGCUGAUGAACCCUUUCUUGAAGGUGACAAAGGCAUUUUGCAUUGUAAGGCAAGAAAUGGAUAUCCAGAAAAGUACAGCUACAGGUGGGAUCCAAGUAAGAAGACCUCACAAAAUUUAACAUUUCCUCAACUCAAUCGAACACACAAUAAUGAGGAUUACACUUGUUAUGUUUCUAACAAGUGCAGUAAAAGAGAAUUACAUAAAACACAUUGGAUCAAUGUAGAAUAUCCACCUGAUAUUACUGCACCAGAUAAUGUGACAUUAUUGAGAAUCAAGCAUCCAUUAUAG
Molecule: messenger RNA, 1245 nt
Organism: Octopus sinensis (East Asian common octopus)
Lineage: Eukaryota; Metazoa; Mollusca; Cephalopoda; Octopoda; Octopodidae
Exons: 6
Coding region: 1-1245 (414 amino acids)
Biological process (GO): cell-cell adhesion
Cellular component (GO): cell-cell junction
Molecular function (GO): cell adhesion molecule binding
Source: RefSeq, a predicted model, not a curated record